Messenger RNA from Setaria italica (foxtail millet), 1549 nucleotides. Its product is annotated as GDSL esterase/lipase At4g10955. Lineage: Eukaryota; Viridiplantae; Streptophyta; Magnoliopsida; Poales; Poaceae. The record is from RefSeq and is a predicted model, not a curated record. The transcript has 3 exons. Bases 316 to 1353 code for a protein of 345 amino acids. Gene Ontology annotation, biological process: lipid metabolic process.
GGUUGUUCCCCAUAGCGCCAGAAGUUCCCAACCGGCAACCACCACCGACUGGGAUAGUCGGAUCCAAAGGCCGCUCGCCGCCGUUCCAUUUCCCCCCAAACCUGUGCCCCGCCUCCAUCCAGAUCCAGCCAUCCUCGCCUGCUUCCGCCGCAUCCGCGCCCCUCUUCAUUCAUUCCCGCGGCGGCGGCGAGCGGGCGGGUGUCCGUCCUACUCCCCCGAGCGGAGAUUGGCGUGGAGCCGGAUUCUUCGUUUUCCGUGUUAUGUUUUUCUCCAGUGGCGCAACUGUUCAACUAAACAGGAGAUUUUUGUAGCACAAUGGCUGUGGAAAGAGAUGUGUUUGCCAUCUCAGGGCCGACAUAUCUGAAAUGUGUUGAUUGGAACUGCGAGCACAAUCGGAGAUCUGUGGCUGCAAGCUUAGUUCAGGCUGUAUAUGUGUUGGAGAGAGACCGGCAACUAAAUCGUCAAUCUGUUGAAGCCUUGGCACCUCCAUGGUGGGAAUUCUUCCAUUUUGAGCUGAUUCGCAAACUCAUUGAUGAUGCUGAUAUGUCCACAUUUGGUGCAAUAUUUGAAUUUAAUCCUCCUUCAAGUGAAGAAGCUUCUGCUAUGAAUGCUCCAAGAUUUGUCAUUGCUUUCAGAGGCACCAUAACAGAAAAGGAUACCAUCUCUAGGGAUCUUUCCCUUGACCUCCAUCUUGUACAAAAUGGUCUCCAUAGGACCUCAAGAUUUACCAUUGCAAUGCAAGCUGUUCAAAAUGUCGCCUCAGUUUUCCCCGGAUCCAAAGUUUGGCUAGCAGGCCACUCACUGGGUGCAGGUAUGGCUAUCCUUACCGGAAGAAACAUGGCUAAGAAGGGUGAGCUUUUGGAAAGCUUUCUCUUCAAUCCACCCUUUGUCGCUGCUCCAAUUGAAAGGAUCAGAGAUGAAAGGGUAAAGCACGGUUUCCGCAUCGCAAGAAGUGUAAUUACUGCCGGAUUAACCAUUGCAAUGAAAGGUAAAACUGAGGGGAACAGUCAGAGAUCUGUUGCUGAAGAAUCUUUCAGCAUUUUGUCAUCAUGGACGCCAUAUCUAUACGUCAAUCCAGGAGACCACAUUUGUUCAGAGUACAUCGGGUACUUCCAGCACCGGAAGAACAUGGAGGAUCUCGGCGCUGGAUUUAUCGAGAAGCUCGCAACACAGAAUUCUAUAGGAGAUCUGUUCUUCAAGGCAUUAGGGUGGGAAUCAGAACCACUGCACCUUCUUCCUUCUGCUGACUUAAUUGUCAACGUGAGCCCUUCACCUGAUUUCAAAUAUGCUCAUGGCAUCAGCCAGUGGUGGCAGCCCGAGCUGAACUUACAGUGCAGUAAAUAUCGGUACUAAUAGUAAUACAUACACUGCUGGGGAAGGAUUAUUCUUAGCUGCCGUUUUCUUUUCGUUCAGUUUAUUCAUGUGGUUCAUUCCAUUUAUGUGGUUCAUUAUUUCAGACAUAAGAUUGUAAAAUUUGUUGAUUAGUAGUUACUACAGUUAUCGGAUUAAUGGUAUUUAUGUCCUCUGAUGUGAUUAUUGGCAUUUACUA